UGCGGCGCGCCGCAACCGGCUCGGCUCUUCUCUUCUCUUUCCUCCACCUUCUUUCCUCAGCCACCAUUAGCCCUCUCCGUCUCCGCCCUAGCCCGCCCGCACGCAAACCCUAACCCUAGCCCGCUCGUACGCCCGCCGACCUACUCCUUCUGAUGGCGGACGAGCCGCCGGCAUCACUCCCGGCCGCCGCCGAGCCGCCGGCACCUGCUCCCGCCGCCGCCGAACCGGAGAAGCCGGAGGAGGCCGAGGCAGAGGAGGGGGACGAGGAGGACGCGCUGCUGGACCGCGCGCAGGCGCUGAUCUCGCGGGUCGUCGGGCAGGAGGCCGACCCCAACCCGCGCCUCAUACACACCCUCGCCACCAUCUGCGAGGACCAGGAGGCCAGGCAUCUGCAGGAGUGCGCAAGUGACCCGGCGUUCAACAACGCAAACACGAGGGGUUCCCAUACAAUAGGCAAGCUGGCGAAUCUGAUCAGGGAGAACGAUGAAUUCUACGACCUUGUGUUCUGCAAGUUCUUGUCUGACACGUCGUACUCAGUGGCAGUACGCUGCGCUUCUGCCAGGCUGCUCCUGAGCAUCCACAAUGCAUGGGUGCCGCAGUUUCCGCAUGCUUUUGAAGAUGCUACUAUUGCAAAUUUAAAGAACUGGAUAAGGGAAGAUGGUGAAGCCUGUGACUGGAAGCAUGUAGAAAGUGGUAAAAAACCAACAGAUACCGAGAUGCUGAGAACAUAUGCUAUUGGGCUGCUUUCCAUGGCGUUGUAUAGCGGUGGGCAAUUGGUAGAAGAUGUCUUAAACAUGGGGGUAUCAGCCAAGCUCAUGCAUUUUUUGCGAACACAAGUCUCUGGGGAUGUCACAUCUUCACAGAAAGAUGCCAAUCUCCUAUUAGGUACCAAGCAUCCUCGGGGUAGAGAUGAGAACAGGAGCAAAGUACGGUUUGUUCAAGACAGCUCUGUAUUGGACGGAACUAGGGCUGGAGAUGGAAUACUGACUGACCCAACUUCGGAAAAGGACCUUGCUCCUUGUGUUGUGAUGAGGCAAGCAGAUAGCGAACGAUUGACGGAUGACACUGUUGAUAUGCCGCAGGCAGAUGGGCUAAUGCGCUCAACUGGUUCCGAUAUGAAGACAGUCUAUGGGGAAAAGCAUCCUCCAUGUGAAAGCUUGAGAGAUGAACACUUGAAGAGAAAGCUGAGUCGUACAGGGUCUCGACUAAGAGGGGAAAGCAAAACAGCUGAAAGCUUGACUGAGAGUGAGCGGACACCUUUAUCACCAACCUCAGGAUUGAGAAUUGGAAAUCGGGCUAGCAAAGACAAGAAUGCGGCUAAAGUCGAGGACCCAAAGAAAGCAAUCGAUUUGAACAAUAGCUCUGCAGGCCUUGAGGCUUAUACUGCUAUAUCGAAAGAGGAGUAUGAAGACCGGUUCAGGGAUUGCAUUAUUGGCUUGAAGGAUAUAACUGACAUUGUUUUGAAGGCAGUUAGAGCUGCAGAAGCGGAAGCCAGAUCUGCAAAUGCACCUGAGGAAGCUGUGAAAGCAGCAGGUGAUGCUGCUGCUGAGCUUGUGAAAUCUGCCGCUUUAGAGGUUUGGAAGAGUGAAAAUAAUGGUGACGCAGUUGUAUUAGCUGCUGAGAAAGCUGCAACUACUGUCGUUGAUGCUGCCAUCUCCACUAGUGUUUCACGAAGCUCUGACCAAGUUAAUGAGGAGCAUGUGGUUGAAGAAGCUGCGAAAAUCAGCGAGGACCAGGAUUUGGAAGAUUUUGUUACCCCCGACUACGAGCAGCUCUUGCAACUUAGAGAAAAAUAUAGCAUUCUGUGCUUACAGGUUUUGGGAGAGUAUGUUGAAGCUUUGGGUCCUGUUCUGCAUGAAAAGGGUGUUGAUGUUUGCCUCGCAUUAUUGCAACGGGGCAUCAAAGACCAGGAGGGAUGUGGCCACUUUGCUCUACUUCAUGAAAUUCUUCGAUUAAUUUGUGCCCUGGCCGCCCACCGGAAAUUUGCUGCGCUAUUUGUUGAUCGGGGUGGUAUUCAGAAGAUCCUCUCUGUCCCUAGAAUUACUCAGACAUAUACUGCUCUUUCUGCGUGCUUAUUUACUUUUGGUUCCCUCCAGUCUACCAUGGAGCGUGUUUGUGCACUUUCAUCUGACACACUCAACAAUGUAGUUGAACUAGCGCUUCAACUCUUAGAGUGCCCACAAGAGUCAGCUAGAAAAAAUGCUGCCAUAUUCUUCGCUGCUGCUUUUGUGUUCAAAGCUGUUCUGGACUCAUUUGAUGCACAGGAUGGGAUGCAAAAACUUCUGAAUAUUUUACAUGUUGCUGCAUCUGUAAGGUCUGGUGGCAACUCCGCAUUAGGAUCGUCCAAUGCGAAUCAAGGGAAUGAUCGAUCGCCUGCUGAAGUUCUGACUGCAACAGAAAAGCAGGUUGCAUAUCAUUCAUGUGUUGCACUACGGCAAUAUUUUAGAGCUCAUCUUCUCCAGCUUGUUGAUUCCAUCCGGCCAAGCAAGAGUAUCCGUAGUAUUGCUCGGAAUACUUCCAGUGCAAGAGCUGGUUACAAACCUUUUGACAUCGGCAAUGAGGCUAUGGAUGCUAUUUUCCGUCAGAUCCAGCGGGAUAGAAAGUUAGGACCUGCUCUUGUGAGAACUCGCUGGCCUGUGAUGGAUAAAUUCUUGGCCUCUAAUGGUCAUAUAACGAUGAUGGAGUUAUGCCAGAGUCUACCUGCUGAUCGAUAUCUUCAUGACUUGGCUCAAUACGCAUUUGGAGUUCUUCACAUCAUAACACUUAUGCCACACAGCCGCAAAUUGAUGGUGCAUGCUACAUUAAGUAACAACCGCAUUGGUAUGACUGUUUUACUUGAUAUAGCGAACAGUGUUGUUGGCUAUGUUGAUCCAGAGGUGCUAUGUCCAGCAUUGAAUGUGCUUGUCAAUCUUGUAUGCCCCCCUCCGUCGAUCAGCAACAAGCCGUCCUCAACUGCUAAUCAGCAACCUGGGAGUUGUUCAGAAAGCAGAGACAGGAAUGCCGAAAAAAGUACUUCAGAAAGAAAUCUAGCAGCGAACCAAGGUGAAUCUGGCACACCUGUAGUGCCAUCUGGAGUUGUUGGUGAUAAGAGAAUAUCUCUAGGCGUAGGAGCUGGGGGUCCUGGUCUUGCUGCUCAAUUGGAACAAGUGUAUCGCCAAGCUCGAGAAAUAGUCAGAGCCAAUAAUGGUAUAAAGAUUCUCUUGCAGCUUCUUAGUACUCGGAUGGUUACACCUCCUGUGGCUAUUGAUUUUAUUCGAGCCCUUGCCUGUCGUGUACUGCUUGGCUUGGCUAGAGAUGAUGCAAUUGCUCAUAUAUUGACAAAGCUCCAGGUAGGGAAGAAAUUGUCGGAAUUGAUUCGUGAUACCAGUACCCAGACAUCUGGAAGUGAUAAUGCAAGAUGGAUAAAUGAACUGACCCAAGUGGCAAUUGAACUUAUUGCAGUCUUGACAAAUUCUGGUAAAGAAACAACCUUAGCAGCAACUGAUGCUGCUGCUCCAGCGUUGAAGCGCAUUGAGCGAGCUGGCAUAGCUGCUGCUACUCCUAUCUCAUACCAAUCCAGGGAACUGAUGCAACUGAUACAUGAACAUCUCCUUGGAUCUGGCUUGGCUGCUACUGCAGCCAUGUUGCAAAAGGAGGCUGACCUUGCACCUUUGCAGUCAACUGCUGCAGUGCCACCUGUCCACCAGGCCGUUGCCCUGGAACCAUCAUCUGUUCAAGUUCAACAGUGGCCCUCUGGCCGUGUUCAGGGAUUUCCGACUAACAAAACAAUAAUAGCUGAAGAUCAAGAUGGCCAGAGAUCAGAUUCUGUUGUGCCUUCGUCUAAGAAGAAGGCACUGGUCUUCUCAUCCAGUUUUUCUAAACGAGGUCAACCCUUUCUUUCGUUUUCUGGUAAUAGAUCAAGCAAUAGCCUGAGAAGUCCUGUACCUACUGGAAAUGUGGACAAUAUAACUUGCUCUGCUACUACUACCAAUACUGGACAUGAAGAGACAUCGCAUAAAACGCCAAUGCCGUUGCCACUUAAGAGGAAGCUUGUGGAUAUGGACCUUAGUUCAGCGUCGGUAGCAAAGCGGCCUGCAAUAGCUGAUCAAUCAUGUCAAUCUCCUGUAUUCAAAACUCCCGCUCCUACUCGCAGAGGCUUGUCUGUAGCAGUGGAUUCUCCGACUGCCACUUUUCAUCCAGGAAGGACAAACUUCAACAGCAUUUCCACGGAGAACUUUGAAGAUUCCCAAGGCACGCCUGGAGUGGUAACAGGCACACCACAUCUUGGUGCAAAUGAUCAGCAGUCAGGAAAUUUGGAGCGCAUGACACUUGACUCACUGGUUGUACAAUAUUUGAAACAGCAACAUCGCCAGUGUCCUGCUCCAAUAACAACUUUGCCACCAGUCUCUCUGGUGCACCCUCAUGUUUGUCCUGAGCCUAGUCGCAGUAUUAGUGCACCACCAAAUGUAACUGCCCGUAUUGGAAGCCGUGAGAUAAGUAGGGAGUUCAGUGGGAUCAAAGUACCUCGCAGGGAUCGUCAAUUUAUAUACAGCAGGUUCAAGCCAUGCCGUGUUUGCCGUGAUGAGUCUUCGCUGUUGACGUGCAUGACUUUUAUUACAGGUGCAUCACGAGUGGCGGCAGGAAGCCAUACUGGUGAAUUAAAAAUAUUUGACUACAAUACUGCAGGUCUCAUAGAGACGCAAUCUUGCCACCAAAAUCUUGUUACAGUGGUGGAAACAACAUCUUUUGGUGGAAAUGAGCUGAUUCUCUCAUCUAGCAUAAACGAGGUUAAGCUCUGGGAUGCUUUCGCCGUCUCUACAGGACCUUUGCACACAUUUGAGGAUUGCAAAGCUGCUAGGUUUAAUCAUGCUGGGACAUCAUUUGCCGCCAUUUCUACUGAUGCAAGCCGCCGGGGGGUUCUAUUGUAUGAUGUGCAGACACAUAAUAUUGAUAUGCAGCUUCCUGAUAACUCGAACCUUUCAGGUUCAGGCCGUAGUUAUGCACAUCCAGUCAUACAUUUCAGUCCGUCAGAUGAUAUGUUGUUGUGGAAUGGGGUCCUGUGGGAUAGACGAAGUCCGGACCCUAUCCAUAAGUUUGACCAGUUCACAGACUAUUGUGGUGGUGGCUUCCAUCCUGCUGGAAAUGAGGUGAUCCUAAAUUCAGAGGUGUGGGAUCUGAGAAAAUUUAAGCUUCUCAGGAGUGUCCCUUCUCUGGACCAGACAGUUAUCAAAUUCAAUGGCAGGGGUGAUGUUAUUUACGCCAUCCUUAGGCGCAAUCUUGAGGAUGUGACAUCCUCCAUUAAUACUCGUAGGGUCAAACAUCCUCUGUUCCCUGCAUUCCGCACGAUCGAUGCCGUCACCUACUCAGAUAUUGCAACUGUCCAAAUAGACCGUGGUGUCCUUGAUCUUGCUACUGAGCCCAACGAUUCCCUUCUUGGAGUCGUUGCGAUGGAUAAUCCUGAUGAGAUGUUCUCCUCUGCUCGCUUAUUCGAAGUUGGCAGGAAACGACCAACUGAUGAUGAUUCCGAUCCAGAGGAUGGAGGUGACUCAGAGGACGACGAUGAUGAAGACGACGACGAGUCGGAUGUUGAUGUUAUCCUUGGGUCGCUUGGGGACACAGAUUCUGACGAGGAUCCAGGCAAUAGCAGCGAUGAUGGUGGCGGUGAUGACGACGAUGAUGAGGAUAUGGAUAGCGAGGAUGACUAUGACGACGAUGACAAUGAAGGAGACUUCGAUGUGGGAGAAGGGCUGCUGGAGAUCAUGGGUGGCGGUGAUGGUGAUGAGAGCGAUAUGAUCGAAUCCUUUAGCAGCGGUGAUGAAGAAGCCUGGAUCAUGUAAGAGUAGAUGAUUCUGUUUUAGCACAGUGGCGAUGACAUCGCUUGGAUGCAGGAACAUGACUAGGAUCAGAACACCGAUUGUCUUUGGUUCGCGCACACAAAUCCAAGUUCUCAAUUCAAUCCAAAGUUUUGGGUCCACGCAAUGAGCUCCACUACACGGUGUGAUGUUGAAUCACAUUAAUGACUUGAACACACUUUCAGCUUUAAGGUAGCUGCUUAUUGAAGGAUGGCACAAGAAACUUACAAAGAAUUUUCGAAGAUAAAUAAGUGGGUAGGCUACAGUGUGCGCUUAUUGAAGAGAACUACUAUCAAAGAUCUGCCAAGGCAGAAAGAUUUGUACAAUGUGCACUGUUUGUGGUUAUGUUCAUAGAGUUCUUGAAGUAAAAUUGCUUUGCUGUGCCUUAAAGGUGAUCUACCCUUGAAGAUCGGGACUCCUGGAAACAUCUUCUGUAACUUUGUCCUUUUCUGCGAGAAGUUAGCAGGGGCUGCGUGCGGCUCUUUUGGCACCUUUUUUUCUUCUUCUGAUCUGACAACUUUCUGCAUAUGAAUGGUGAGAAGUUAAAGCAAGUCCGAGGAGGAAAUUUACAGUGCGUUAGCAAUUAUAGCAUACCUGUGUAAUCUUUUUUGACGGUGAGAGAACAAAACCCACAGGCGGGAGCCAGGCUGACUCACUGGGCUAGGAACCUGUGUAAAUUUUGAUAGUUUGUAUAUCCCCUUUGUUUUUUUGAGAGGAAGGCUAAUAUAUUACCACAAAACAGGGGUGGCAAUAUCCUUUUUUGAGAGGAAGGCUAAUA
Molecule: messenger RNA, 6609 nt
Organism: Lolium perenne
Lineage: Eukaryota; Viridiplantae; Streptophyta; Magnoliopsida; Poales; Poaceae
Source: RefSeq, a predicted model, not a curated record